Messenger RNA from Polyodon spathula (Mississippi paddlefish), 1410 nucleotides. It is a transcript of the gene npm2b, whose product is annotated as nucleophosmin/nucleoplasmin, 2b. Gene Ontology annotation, cellular component: cytoplasm; nucleoplasm; nucleolus. The coding region runs from base 565 to 1161 and encodes 198 amino acids. Gene Ontology annotation, molecular function: histone binding; RNA binding; chromatin binding. The record is from RefSeq and is a predicted model, not a curated record. Gene Ontology annotation, biological process: positive regulation of DNA replication; chromatin remodeling. NCBI's taxonomy places the organism in Eukaryota, Metazoa, Chordata, Actinopteri, Acipenseriformes, Polyodontidae. The transcript has 10 exons.
UGCAUCACAGCCAAGGAUAUAAUUUGAAACUGAAGCUCAGCAGCGUCGACACAAAGAAGGAUUCUAGCCUGUCAAUUUCACACCCAGGUGUGGUCCGACGCGUUAUCAAAGAUUUCGCUUGCGACGCUUAUGAGGACAAGCCAGACUGUACUGUCCCAGAGGAGAAUCGCUGGAGCCCAGCGCUUCCCGGCGUUAACAGCGUCGACGCAAAUAACUUUGUAAAAUGUCACUAGCAAAUUGAUAAACCCGCAUUCAAGACACAGGCUUCUCAGACCGAAGUACCAUGUAAAUGUCGCGGUGCAGGUACAGAAUAUGUAGCUAUUGUAAAGUAUGCAAUACAUUUAUUUAUUUAUGUUAACAGGUUAUAAACGCACCCCAUUUAAAAUAAUAAAAAUAAUAAUAAUUAAAAAAAAAAAAAAUUAAAGUUUUCCCGCACUUCGGUGCUAAUUAGACUGACCCCAAUUAGCGUCCUCGGGUGUUUUUUCGUGCCAGCUGCCGUGUAAGGAACACGCGUUUGCCAGGCUCUGAUACAACGUCUGCAUUAAUUCAGUUAUCUCGAAGACAAUGACGUCAAACACCAGCAAAAUGGAGAAGCCUCUUUCUCUGAUAUGGGGGUGCGAAUUGAAUGACAAAAGCAAGACGGCUACCUUUGUAUCAGAUGAUACGAAAUAUCAACACCAACUGGCUUUGAGGACGAUCUGCUUGGGCGCAGAAGCCAAAGAGGAGUUCAAUGUGGUCGAAAUCGUGCCUGGCGAGGGAGAGGGUGCUGAUGCGAAGCCGGUCCCGCUUGCCACAUUGAAGAGUUCAGUCAUGCCAACGGUGACUAUAUCCGGAAUUGAACUCCCCUCCCGGGUUACUUUUAGGCUUAAAGCUGGUUCUGGCCCGGUCUAUAUCAGUGGACAACAUAUAUUGGAGGAAGACUUAUCCUUUGACGAAGAGGAUGGUGAAGAGGAGGAGGAGGAUGAUGAAGACAUGGAUGAGGAAAUUGAGGAAAGUCCUCCCAAACCAGUAAAGAGGGCAGCCUCCAGUAAAAAAUCUGCACCAACCAAGAGAAAGAAGACUGACGAGGAGGAUGAUGAGGAGGAAGAACUGGCUUCAGAGGAGGAAAGCCCACCUAAAAAGGGCAAAGGAAGAGGAAGGAAACCAGCUGCCAAGAAGUAGUUGCAGUGUCUUUCAGGUACUGAAAAAUUGCGUGGAAGAUGACCAGGAACAUAACCUGUUCUGUAAAUUAUUCUACAAUGAGGGCCCCCUCCCUGCCGACUUUUUGUAUGUUUCGAUUAUUUUCUACAGUCUUUCUAUCCAGUAAUUCUAACUCCAUUUAAUAUUGUUAUACAACUCUUGCUGUGCAUGUUUUCCAUGUGUUAAGCUGUUAACCAAAAAAAAGAAGAGUAAUAAAAAUAUAAUCUUGUU